AUGAAGGGUCUGGCGGUGGGAACUUAUCAGGAUCUGUCUGGCGGUGUGAACGUAUCAGGGUCUGGCGGUGUGAACGUAUCAGGGUCUGGCGGUGUGAACGUGUCAGGGUCUGGCAGUGUGAAUGUAUCAGGGUCUGGCGGUGUGAACUUAUCAGGGUCUGGCGGUGUGAACGUAUCAGGGUCUGGCGGUGUGAACGGUCUGGCGGUGAACGUAUCAGGGUCUGGCGGUGUGAACGUAUCAGGGUCUGGCGGUGUGAACGUAUCAGGGUCUGGCGUGGGAACUUAUCAGGGUCUGUCUGGCGGUGUGAACGUAUCAGGGUCUGGCGGUGUGAACGUAUCAGGGUCUGGCGGUGUGAACGUGUCAGGGUCUGGCGGUGUGAAUGUAUCAGGGUCUGGCGGUGUGAACUUAUCAGGGUCUGACGGGUCUGGCGGUGUGAACGUAUCAGGGUCUGGCGUUGUGAAGGUAUCAGGGUCUGGCGGUGUGAACGUGUCAGGGUCUGGCGGGUCUGGCGGUGUGAACUUAUCAGGGUCGGUGGUGAACGUAUCAGGGUCUGGCGGUGUGAACGGUCUGUCUGGCGGUGUGAACGUAUCUGGGUCUGGCGGUGUGAACGUAUCAGGGUCUGCCGGUGUGAACGGUCUGGCGGUGGGAACUUAUCAGGGUCUGUCUGGCGGUGUGAACGUAUCAGGGUCUGGCGGUGUGAACGUAUCAGGGUCUGGCGGUGUGAACGUAUCAGGGUCUGGCGGGUCUGGCGGUGUGAACGUGUCAGGGUCUGGCGGUGUGAAUGUAUCAGGGUCUGGCGGUGUGAACUUAUCAGGGUCUGACGGUGUGAACGUAUCAAGGGUCUGCAGGGUCGGUGUGAACGUAUCAGGGUCUGGCGGUGUGAACGUAUUAGGGUCUGGCGGUGUGAACGUAUCAGGGUCUGCCGGUGUGAACGUAUCAGGUUCUGGCGGUGUGAAUGGUCUGUCUGGCGGUGUGAAUGCAUCAGGGUCUGGCGGUGUGAACGUGGCCUAA
Messenger RNA from Oncorhynchus masou masou (cherry salmon), 1011 nucleotides. RefSeq lists its product as uncharacterized. The record is from RefSeq and is a predicted model, not a curated record. Bases 1 to 1011 code for a protein of 336 amino acids. NCBI's taxonomy places the organism in Eukaryota, Metazoa, Chordata, Actinopteri, Salmoniformes, Salmonidae. The transcript has 11 exons.